AUGGAGACGAGGAGCCCUCAGCCCUCGCAGGAGCGUUUCCUCCCGUGUGCUCCCAGCCAGGCUCGGGUGCAGGAUGGAGCGCAGGAGGGUCGCAUCCUUCUCCCCUGGGAGCCGGGCGGAAGCGGCGGCGGGAGCUCGGGGUCGGGGAAGCGGCGAGAGCCAAAGCGACUCAGUAACGGCGGCGGCGGCGGUAACGGCGGCUCCGGCGAUCCUGCGCGGCGGCCCCGCCCCCUCCUCCGGCCAGAACCAGCGCGAAAAAUCCGGCGCGCUGAUUGGCCGCCGCCGCUGCGCUGCCCCCGGAGCGGCUGUUUCAAAUCCCCCCGCACGGAGCCGCCCGCACGCGCGGCCCGGAGCGGCGCCUGCCGUGCGCGCGGGGCGGCGGGAGCAGCCGGGCCCGGCGGGGGCCGCGCUGACGGGAGCGGGGAGGAAGAGGCGGGCGGGCCGGGUGCCAGGGGAGGGAAGGCCGCGCGGCGAGGUGGGGCCGAAGGCGGGAGCUGCGCGGGGCCCGGCCCCAGGUGGGCGAGAGCGCGUCGAGGGCCCUGCAGAGAUGUAGCUUUCCUCCCCCUCGGACGCGGAGGCCCUCCCCGCACCACGGUGGUUGAAUCGGUAAAUGUCUGUCAUGCUCUGACAGGAACAAGCAUUCCCACGACGUGUCAGGGUGAGUGCUUGUGCCCAGAGAGGCUCCCAGAAGAUGUGGGAGGCUGUACGCCUGUGCCUAAUGAUUUAAGUGGAGGGAUUUUGCUGUCAUGGUGAAGGUGACAAGAAAUCUGUCUCGCACCUUUCAGUUUAUGUGGAUAAUUGGCCUUGUCUGCGCUAUUAAGAUUCGCUACCAUUUAUGAGAGUGCAGUCGAUGAAUUAAUCAGAUCUUCAAAAGGUAGUAAAACAGCACAGCCUAUCCACAGUUUUUACUGUCCUACAGGUGUUUAAUGAGAUAAGAGAUCUGCUAGACUGUUUUGAAUCCACAAAUGCUGAUAUCUUUUGUUCUGCUGCUUUGUAUCACUUUUUCACCUUUUAUGGUUAAACACUGAAUACGUUUGUUGUUCUAAUUAAAAAUGUGAAUGCACUGGGAGAGUUAAUGCUGCCUGUUGAGUGUUGUGAUAGCACUGAUGUAGAGGUAUCUUCCCAGCGUCAUCCUUCACCACUACUGCUCUUUCAGACUGUCAGUUGGUAACCAAUCACCUGAGCACUGGCUUCAGCUAGCAGUCCACGAUUUUUUCUUAGGACUAACAGUGAAUAAUGGUUAUUUACAACCUGCCUGAACCCUGUCUGAAUCUACCCUUAGCUGUGCUAGGUAUAGAUAGAGCCACUGAUCUGUCUGUAUGUCAGUCCGUGUGUCAUCAAGGCUGCUAAGAAAAAUCUUUGUAAGCAUGUGUGCAUUUGUCUUCAGCCAUGCAACAUUCUGUGUUCUGCUGGAUAUGAAGAGAGCAAGCUGCUGAUGUGGAAUUAAGAAAGAAUCACUUAAUGCAAAAUAUUUGGAAACACUGCUUUAACUGUAGCAUAGCAAUACUAAAACUGUAGUUCUAAAUGAAUCCUCAGGAGCCUACAUUUGCUAAUUAAUUUGAAUGAAAGUUCAUUGGAAAUGGUAAUUUAAAAAUUGUCUAUUAGAAUUCCUGAAAUGUUAAAUAAUUUGAAAAUGAGAAGGAACAAGGUUUUUAGACUACUUUGCAUGUUUUUUUUAUGGUCUCAAAAAUGGAGCAAUAGUAUUUUUAAUUGCAAGUUGAUUCUUCAAGAAGAAGAAAAUAUCUGCUUGGAGAAUUUCUAACAUAAUUAGUCUGUCCAAAUGAGAGACAUCUCAUGAGCAACUACGCCCUGUACCUCAAAUACUGUUCAGAGUAAGAAAUUAAAACCUCAGUGAAAAUUGACAGUUAACUCAUAGUAUGAAAAGAUUCACAUUUAUGCACCGGUCUGUUCAGCAGAUGCAUUUUUCAGUGAGGAAAAUAAUGGGAGUAAAUGUCACUUCUCGCAAAUAAGCUAUUUCUGUUUGCAUCAUUUGUGCUGAGCAGAAGGAGGGGAAGUGUCACUGAGGGUGCAAAAGGAGAAGGAAUGUUGAAGACAUGACAGAGUGGGAUACAUCUUCAGGGGAAGGCAGAGGCCAGGAGAAAGGAGAACUGAGGAUCAUACCCCUGCUGUUUUCCAGUGUGUGAUAAAAAACAGCUGUAUACCAAUUCUAAGUAGUUAACAUACUUCAGCCUGGUAUAAGUAACUUCAGUGCACUGAUAAGUUAUCUAUAGAAGUUAUGUCUCUAAUUAUCUUCAACAUCAGUAUGACUUAAUUUAAACAUUGCUGACAUUUAGAAUAAAAUAAACGUAUGUAGAAAUACACAGCUUGAUUCAAAGUGUUAACUCUUCUCUCUAUCUGCAUAGUAUGUUCCUGUGUUUAUAAACAUAAUCUCAUUUAGAAAUAUAAAUACUGAAAUUCAUUGAUCAUCAGAAUUAAUGUUUAGCUUUAGAGUAGAAUUACCAUUCUUUAGAAUAUGUUUGGUAUAAAUUUCUAGAUCUUAGCUUGUUACAACUGAAGCUCAACUCUAACUCUUAGCUUUUGAGGUUCUAUACUGUAGGUUUUACUGUUAAGUCUGUUAUAUUUCAAAUUAUGACUUGAUGCUUUAUCUUCACAUACUUAUUGUUCAGUGAUUAGUAUAAAGCAUAUUACUUUAUGCUUAUGUCUUGAAGUUUUUUCAUUUUGGCAGAGAAGUGACUAACAGAUAUUUCUACUGUUUGCCAGUGCCAAAGAGUAAAGUUUGUUAAGGGUUAAAUAGAACAGAUAAUGCUACUUCUGUUUUCAGCAGACUCUAAUGCAGUGUUUUAUUUUGCACUUAUAUUAAUCUUUGCUGCCUCAGUGCAGAAUGGUGAGGGUAACUUUGUCAGUCCUAAAGGUUAAUUUCAUUCUUCUUUAAGGCAUGCCAUUAUUCUGUUAACAGUAAUUGCUCUUUUUUUGAAUGAUUAAUUUCAUCGUAUGAACUGUUUCUAAUUAUGUUGGUGGCUGGCAAUUUCCUGGACUGAGAAACUGUAGCUGUGAUCAUAUCCCAUUUACUCAGUAUAUAUGCUUUGAGAAUAAUGCUCACUGACAGACGUUCUCAAAUAUCCAGUAAUUUUGAGAACUCUUUGGGAAUGUAUAUAAGAUUUCUAGCACUUGUUUUACAUUUGUUUUGGGUACUUGCAAGUGUACUUGACAAAUAAGGGCUGAGACAACUGGAUUUAAGCCAUAGGAUGAACAGGCUUGCAAAUGCAGGCCUAACUGCUAAAUUAUCACCUGUCCUGUUCUUGCUGUGAAAACUGAAAGGAGUAGGAUGUGCUUCUUGCACAUUUUACCAUGUUCUUACGCUGUUCUUGAGCUUGAUACGCUAGCUUCUCUAAGCUAUAUUUACUCGCUUCAGUUAUUGUUAAUGAGCCAGAGCUUACACUUUGCAAAUCAGUGCAGGAAUAUUAUGAGACGCUUCGUGAACAAGCCCUAGCAGGAGGUGCAAGGUGGCUGCUGAGCUGCCUGCAGGAGUUACGUGGUUCACUGUCAGCAGCUCAACCCUAAAUUCAAGAGUGAUUCUGCCAUGGCAGUUCUGGCUCCAGCUCUGGAUCUGCAUUCAAUUUACAUAGAGUACAAAGACACCACACUGUCUCAGCUGCAUUUACAGCAAUUGAAUUCAACAGUGAUUCAAAUGAAGAAUGGAAUCCUUGGAGGUGCUGGGCUUAGCCAGCAUGUAGGAGUGUCCCGCGUGAAGAUUCAUCCACUUGGUUGGCUCACACUGAAGCUGGGAGCAGUUGUAGUACUGUUGUGCUGACAAAAGCAUCAUUCCCAUGGAUACAAGCUGUCAUGUGUUGGGCAUCUCUCUUCUUGCAAUUGCUACAAACAUUGGGCAUAUGGUAUUUGCUGAAGGGCUGAGGUUAUGUGAAUCUUCUGGGUUUGAGACAGCUCUUCAAGGCAAGAAGAGACUGUUCACAGCAUCCAAAGAAGGAGAUAAGCACUUAAAUGGCACUUAGAGAAUUCAGGUGUCUAACCUGUUAAUCUAGGCCUCAACUUCUGUUUUAUCCCGGAAGCCCUUUAUAGGGGCUAGAACAGGUACAGUUGCCUUUAAUUGCAAGUACCCCCCUCCCAGCAUGCAGCUCAUCUAAAAUACAAGGAUCCCAAAGCUGAGUGAUACCUCCAGUGACCUGGCAGAAGUCUUCACAGUUUGACUAACUGCUUUGCCACAGCAUACCAUCUUAAAGGCAUGUUCUGUGCAUUCCUUGUUCCCUGUAUGCUUGUAAAACACUUAAUUUGACUUGUAUGUGGAGUCACUCUGGCAAAUAAAAAACAAAAAUAUCACCUUAACCCUUCACAUUAUGUAUGUGAAUGGUCUCUUUGCAGUCCCAGUUCUGUAUCUUUCCGUGCAACUGUAGUCCUCACCAACUGUGGUAAAUCUCUGGUCUAGUUCACUCUUCCUGCAGGAAGGAAUAGCUGCAUGCCUUUGUGUUCGCUAAUCUGCGUAUAAUCUGUCCCUGAGGAUUUUUUUUUAGGCAGGCUGCCUGUAGGUCUGCUACAGACAUGUGCUUUAUGAUACAUUAAAGAACUUCAACUGGCUAGUUAAAAUUGGACCAAUGAUCCCCACCCCAUAGACACAUGUACUGCCUCUGCAGUCAUGUAUUGCCCUCCCUGACUGCUGCUGCCACUUCAGAGACAUGUGAACUCUUUGUGAUCUGCUUGGGCACUGCUGCUGUUUUCAGCCAGGUAUGCAAAAGUAAACUAACCCUCUUCAUGAGUGGAUCACAAGUUCCUAUUUCAGAGGCCAUAGGCUUGGGCCAGAGAUGGCAAGCGGUUUUUCUACACAGCUACUUGUCUUCAUCUGCCUGAUGCCUUUCUAAAACUAUUAAAUAAUGGCGUUACUGGUUUCCUGACUUCGCAAACAGUAAAUAGGAAUCUGAAGGACACCUUGGAGAUGCUCUUUCUAAUGCAGUACAAACAAAGUGACUAAGUCUCUGGAAAGGUCUACAGGUAUGCUGGGACAUGUUUCUAGGGCUAAGCCUGUCUGAUUUAGGAAAGGCCCUAAAGAAGUCACUGGUUCAGUGGGAAACGUUUACUCAAGAGUAGUGUUUGAAUAAUGUGGGUCUUGGAAGAGAAUUCCACUUUGAUAGCGGUCAGUAUUUUACUCAAAUGCAUGCUGUAGCUUGUAAGAAAUAAAUUCUAGGUCAGUUGAAAUAAUCUGUUAUUCUAGUCUUUCAUUGCCCUUUAAUGGCAUUGUAGGCAAAUUAAUUUUAAGACUUAAUUUAUGACCCAACCAUACUUGCCUUCUAAAAACUCUCCAGGGCAGGGACUUAAAAAGUCUUACAUGUUUGUAAGGCUCUGGUACAGGCGUUCUCUGUGUGUUGGUGUCCAGUAGGCAAUAUUGAAAUAUAAAUGCUAAAUAUUGGUGUCUACAGAAGUAUGAACCACAUGUCCUGUAUGCUUUUGGCACACUCAUGAGUGUGUGCCAGGUAGAGAAGCGCUUUGGAGUUUGAAACUUGAACCCCUUUUGAACUAUAAGCAUCUCAUCUCAGCAUAAUUCCUAGGGAGAAAAUCUUUUUCUCUUGUCCAAGCCUUUUGGAUUUAUGUAGGCUCUGUGGAGUUCACUGGUGGGUUUAUUUGGCAGGUGGGCCUUAUUAACCUGCCAGCAAGGGACUGUUUGACCUGCUUAGGUUUGUGCAGCUUGUAAAUAAAGGUUCUGUCAGGGAAGAGAGAUUCUCUUGUGCUUUGGACUAUUUAUAUCUCUUACAACUGUGGCUGCUAAAGCUUAGAAAGAAACAGAAGGUCUGGGAUGUGAGACAGAAAGCCCUGAGAGAGUCUUAUGUGUUGCACUUGGAUUGCUGUGUUAAUAUCCUAAAAUAAACACAGCAUGUGAGAAAACAGGAAAUUUGUUAUAAUUAUUAUUAAUUCAAAGACUUAAAUUAUUGGUUAUUGAAUGGAAUAUGGCUGAGCUUGGCUGCAGAAGACAAAAAAAAAUACCUCUUAAUUUAACACUAGAAGCUAUUGGCAAUCAAUGGGAACACGAUGUUUAAUGAGCUUAAUUUCCCUUGGUUUUUUGCAUUGUUCUCAAAUUUCAUAAUUACUAGUCUUCA
This is a messenger RNA of Numida meleagris (helmeted guineafowl), 6062 nucleotides long. Its product is annotated as translation initiation factor IF-2-like. The coding region runs from base 1 to 753 and encodes 250 amino acids. Lineage: Eukaryota; Metazoa; Chordata; Aves; Galliformes; Numididae. The record is from RefSeq and is a predicted model, not a curated record. The transcript has 6 exons.